This is a messenger RNA of Spodoptera litura, 4637 nucleotides long. The record is from RefSeq and is a predicted model, not a curated record. NCBI's taxonomy places the organism in Eukaryota, Metazoa, Arthropoda, Insecta, Lepidoptera, Noctuidae.
AUGUUUUCUCAUUAUCGUUCUUUGGUCAAAAGCACUAUUUCUGUAACUUACGACAAUUAUCGGAAUCGUGUGGAGUCACAAUUUGCUAAGGAACCUAAGUCAUUUUGGAGUUUUAUUGGAGAGAAGCGCUCAAGGCGUAGCAAAACAUGUAUUAUCAGGAACGGCAUAUCUUUGUCAGGGUACGAGUGUGCUCAAGAGUUCGCGAACUAUUUUAGUUCCGUUUACGGGGAGGAAGAGCCAAGACUGGACCCAUCCGCGGCGGUGCUUUCGGCACCGGAACGUGGUGCGCGCGUGCACGUGGGUCAGCUAUCCCCUAGAGAAGUUCGAGCUGCCCUUCUUCGUCUUGAGCCGAAGCGGUCGGUAGGUCCGGAUGGGAUCCCUCCAUUUAUUGUAAAAGACUGCCGGCAAUUGCUAGCUCGCCCACUGGGACACUUAUUUAAUCUUUGUUUAAAAGAAAAUGUUUACCCUGAUGGAUGGAAAUUGACGAGGGUGACUCCGGUUCCCAAAGGGGCUCCUAGUUCGGAUGUGAGUGGAUACCGGCCUGUUGCAGUAUUGUCUACGUUUGCAAAGGUUUUUGAGUCCGCGUUAUCUGCAAGUAUAACUUCACAAGUGAGUGCACAUUUCUGUGAUGAGCAGCAUGGAUUUCGUGGGGGUCGUGGUACUAGCUCUAACCUCAUGUGUUUUAUGAAUUAUGCUACACAAGCCCUCGACUCGGAGGCUGGUGCCCAACUGGAUAUUGCCUAUUUUGACUUCAAAAAGGCCUUUGACAGCGUUAAUAAUGACAUACUGUUAACCAAAUUUGCGAUGGCAGGGUUCACGCCAGAUUUACUCCAGUUUUUUGCGAGUUAUCUCGGGAACCGAAGGCAAUACGUCGACUACUGUGGACAUGUAUCAGACCAAUAUCGCACGCUAUCUGGUGUAAGCCAGGGUAGCAACCUUGGGCCAUUAGAAUUUAUUCUAAUGAUUAAUGAUCUACCAGAGGUGGUCCAGAAUGCGUGUUGUUUGCUCUUUGCUGAUGACUUAAAGCUUUUUCUACGUGUGGUCGAUAAAGAGGAUUGUAAGCGCCUACAAAAUGACAUUGAUCUGGUAAUUGAUUGGAGUCGGAAAAACAAACUCUUCUUCAAUGUCAACAAGUGCAAUAUAAUGUCUUGCACGCGUGCCAUGUCUCCGGUGCAUCAUCGAUACCACAUGGAAGACAGUGUCAUGCCUCGUGUUGAAUCGGUCCGGGAUUUGGGAGUGCUUAUGACCAAAGAUUUGUCAUUCAGGGAGCAUAUCGCGAAGGUUUGCUCUAAAGCUUACAGAAGUUUGGGUUUUGUAAUGAGAGAGACAAAGGAUUUUAAAAGUAUAGCAACAAUAAAAAUAUUAUACAAUGCUUUGGUUAGGAGUCAAUUAGAGACGAGUGCUAUAAUCUGGAACCCCCAUGAGAUGAAAUACAGCCUCAUGGUGGAGAAGAUGCAAAACAAGUUUACUCGGUACCUGUACCUAAAACAAUAUGGAGUGUACCCGUAUUACCCACUCAUGUAUCCUUCUCUGUUUGUUAUUGGCAUGGUGGGAUACUAUAAGCUGGAGGUCAGGCGAGAGGUUGCACUCGCAAAGUACGUGUUUGAGGUUUUCCGGGAUCCAGCAGAAGGGGACAAAGGAGAAGAAAUCCUGGUGGCCACGACAGACCUGGAGCCAGAACCUGAAGAGAUCCAGUUCACGGAGACUUCAUAUACCAGUGCUUCCUUCGAGUCCCUGCCUCCGUUACCCAUCGAAGACUCGAAACCUAAAAAGAAAAAGAAGAAAAAGCUAGGGGAGAAAGAGUCGUCAAUAGUGAAACAUCGAUCGAGUAGUGAAAUGUUCCAGGUUUCUGAAGAAUCACUAUUACCUGUUUCUGAAUUAGAACCGAAACCAGUUGUGAUACCGAAACCAGAACCGGAGAAGAAGAAGAAAGGAAAGAAAGGGAAGAAGGAUAAGGAAGAGAUACCGGAUUUUGAAAAGCCAAAAGCAUGGAAGAAGAUGAAUAAGAAAGAUAGAGAUGCCUGGCUCGUUCAAAGGAUAGAAGAGUGGAGAGCGGAAAAGGAAGCUGAGAAACAAGCAAUCCUGGCGGGAGCAAAGGAGAAACGCGCCGCCCUGAUCAGGGAGCGCAAUGAGAUGAUGGCUGCUGAAAUAAUGGAGCAAGAAGUCAGAAGAGAUGUGCUGCAGAAGGCCGUCAACUUGUUUCAAGGUUAUGAAAGACAAAAAAUAAAGUACGAACAGAAAAAGCAAAAGGAUGCUGAGUGGCUACAAUAUCUUCGAUGUGAUGGACUCCCAGACCCUCGCAUAGUCACAGAGCUGAACACCUUCCUCCACCUCUGGCAGCAGAAUGAAAAGGCCGAUGACAAUGAACUGGACAGGAAGUUCCUGGAAGUUCUGCCGAUCUUAGAUAUGCUGGAAACAUUUCUCAACAACGCAAGACAGUACACACAAAGACAGAUUGAGAACUACGAUGAGGUCCGUCUAGCUCUCAGGGCUCAAUUAGCCAGCGCUAUAGAAAUGGCUUCCUAUUCCUUACUGCGAAAUAUAGAGAAAAAUCUAGUUUCUGAGUCGACAAAAGUAUCAACUUAUCAGAGGGAGUUCAAAGGUAUGCGGCUAAACAUCUGGGUUGCUAUAAAAUGGCCCACCAAGAAACCGAAACCAGUGGAACAUGAGCCGGAACCAGUAGAACUGUCGUUUCCAUCAAUGAAAGUGUCAGUAAAACUACCGAAAAUAAUUGACGGCUCCUGUAUCUGCGUGCGCGCAGCUCGAUCCGAAAUAGAUCUCCUUAGUGAACUUUCGCAAAGUUUCGCUCUAAAAUCGGAUAUUCCGAAACGAUAUGAAGAUCUCUUUUCAUUCAACGUGAAAGAACUGAUUGAAUCUCAAAAACUGAAAAAGUCACAGGACGAGGCGAGAACAAAAUUCUAUAGGGAAGUUCGUGAGAGAGUGCGUGAAUUGGAGGCUAUCAUCAAAGCUAAUAUAUACCUGCAAAAUCUAAAAGAGAAAGAGGAAUUGGAUAUUUUGAACAUGUCUGAGGCACCUUACGUAUCUCCACCGAGAGUAAAACCUAUUUUUUCAACAGAAAUCGAUUUUAAAAAGUAUUUGCGGUCGUGCAAACCCAGGAUACGAAUUGGCGAACUAAAUCUGAGGCGAUAUAGGAUCUGUGGUGGAGUUCUCAAUCUGGAUUUGAUAGUAACUCCUCCACAGCCGAAACGGAUGCGGCAUUCAGUUAUUGUGACUACAUUACAACUACCAAAAUGCUUGACUGCUGUAAAAUACCAAGUGCAAUACAAGGCCCCUGGACCCCCACCGCCGGGGGUCACACGGACCCCAGAGGAGAUUGAACAGGAGAUCAAAAUGGUUGAGGCUCAAUAUGAAAAGUUAGCCAUGGUCUUCAUUGAUCUCCCUCAAAAUGUGAUGUGGAAUGAGCCGCCAGUGGUCUGUCAAUGGCACGACGCUCGCAAAAUUUGGACGUCCAACUACGUGAACGAUUACAAGUUUAAUGAAGACAAACUGACUAUACAAUUCCGGACUGGAGUUCUUUGGCCUAUUGGUAUCGCGACCUUGAGGUACAGUAACCUGCCGUACCAAGCGUGGGAUAUUAAACCGGAUCCAGAUGGACGCGGCGUACUGAUCACGGUGACGGGUCUCUGUGUGACCGUCACCUUCGUCUGCGUGAGUAACUGGGUGAAGCUGAAGUCUGUCGCCAACGCCUCCACGGCAGCGCUGUCUGAACACUUCAACAAGCGUUACUCCGUGAAGCAGUUGGUUCGGAUAAUGCGCGAAGCUGCCUGCGACUUCUUCCCGGACUUCGACGGCCACAACCACGUGAAAGGAUCGUCUCCCAAGGAAUGGGUGAUGGAGAGGCACACGUACCAUGCCAUGGCAUUCCUAUCCAGGGCUUAUAACUUCCAGUCUAGCAGAUGGAAUCAGUCAGCAGGCUACCGUAACAUCGUGGUACAAAGCAGAGAGAAUGUCGACAUGAAACGAGCGUCGAAACUCCAACUGAUGAUGAUAAAUCCUGAAAGAGCUGUGUUAUUGAAAUGCACGGAGCAAGCAAAUGAGAUCAACUUUGAUUCACAACCUGGAUUGAAGUUCUUUCCCGGAGUCUUCACGUUCAACAUGCUCUACGGGUCAGUCGACGCACGGAGAAUGACAUUCAAUAUGAAAUUCAAACUUGUAGAAACUGUCUUCGAACUACUACAAGAAAUUAAACCUUGUAGUUACUCAUAAGAUGAAUUUAAGUCCCUGCUAACCGGACUCCAAGUAGUCCAAUGUAUAUGAAUAACGAAUUUAAGUGUAAUUUAAUUGCUAAUACGGCCCCAAGUAAACCAGACGCCUUAGUACGAGUUUGUUGUACGUUUAAUCGAAAGGAGUAUGCGUACGGCACUCUGAUUGGCCGGCACCAAUGAAGCAACCAAUCAGAGCGCCGAACGCGUACUCGUACGAGUAAAUCAAACUCGUACUAAGGCCUCAGGCAAGGGAUCCAUGCAAGUUUGGAAGUGAAUAUAAGUCAAACUGUCAACGAGGCCCCAAAUAAAACAGACUUAUCAGGGCCCCUUACUCUUAGACUGGGCCCCAACGCAGGGCUGUCACUAGUCAAUGUUGCCAAUGAAAAAAUAUUAUCUAUCCGUGUUUUUAUU